AAUGCAUGUCCUCAUCUUCCUAACACGCAUGUCCUUCCUAUUUAAAGCGAAGGCUUCAUCUCCUACCAGAUCACACCCAUCUGAUCACUGCCUGCAACAAAUCAUUGCCCCAACCUACAAUUGCCUCAGCCCCAAAGUGGCUUUAUCUUGAGGCUCUUCUUCAGGCUCUGUGUACCCUAAUAACUACAACCCCAAACACCAUGAAAAACCUAAUAUUUGAGGAGCCUGAAGUAGAUAUUCCAGGAUAUGCCUCAAGCGGUUUACGCUAUGCCUGGCAAUCCAUACGAGCCCCGGUGAUAAUACCGCUCCUAAAACUAGCAGUCAUAAUAUGCUCAAUUAUGUCAGUCAUGCUAUUUAUUGAACGAGUAGGCAUGGCACUCGUAAUUUUGGUGGUCAAGGUGCUGAGGAUUAAAAAAUACACCAAGUACAAGUUGGACGCCAUGAAACAGAACAUAGAGAGAAACAAAAGAUACCCAAUGGUGCUGAUCCAAAUACCUAUGUUUAACGAAAAAGAGGUUUACAAGCUUUCCAUUGGAGCAGUAUGCGGACUUUCUUGGCCAGGUGACAGACUCAUAGUUCAGGUUCUUGAUGACUCAACAAAUCAAGUCUUAAGGGAAUUAGUCGAAUUAGAGUGUCACAAAUGGAUUGAGAAAGGUGUGAAUGUCAAGUAUGAAACAAGGAGCAAUCGCAAUGGUUACAAGGCAGGUGCCCUAAAAGAGGGAUUACAGAAGCAAUAUGUUGAGGAUUGCGAGUUUGUAGCAAUAUUUGAUGCAGAUUUCCAACCAGAUCCAGAUUUUCUUUGGAAGACAAUUCCUUACCUUCUUGAGAACCCAAAGUUGGGUUUGGUUCAAGCAAGAUGGAAAUUUGUUAAUUCAGAGGAAUGUAUGAUGACGCGGCUUCAAGAGAUGUCACUUGAUUAUCAUUUUAGUGUUGAACAGGAAGUGGGCUCCUCAACAUACUCAUUCUUUGGAUUUAAUGGAACAGCGGGAAUUUGGCGGAUUCAAGCAAUAAAAGACGCUGGAGGAUGGAAAGACCGGACCACAGUGGAAGAUAUGGACCUUGCAGUUAGGGCAAGCCUGAAGGGUUGGGAAUUUGUUUUCGUCGGCGAUGUAAAAGUCAAAAAUGAACUACCAAGUACAUUUAAAGCAUACAGAUAUCAGCAGCACAGGUGGUCAUGCGGUCCAGCUAAUCUCCUUAAGAAAAUGACAAAAGAAAUCCUCUUCUGCAAAAGGGUAUCGCUUCUGAAGAGACUUCAUCUUAUCUAUGCUUUCUUCUUUGUGAGGAAAAUAAUUGCACAUUGGGUGACGUUCUUCUUUUACUGCAUAGUAAUACCAGCUUGUGUGGUUGUUCCAGAAGUAAGUCUCACAAAAAAAGUUGCCAUAUAUAUCCCAGCAACCAUUACAAUUCUAAAUGCAGUCUCCACCCCAAGAUCAGUGCAUCUACUAGUACUCUGGAUACUCUUUGAGAAUGUCAUGUCACUCCAUCGAACUAAAGCAGCAAUUAUAGGACUAUUGGAAGCAAACCGUGUCAAUGAAUGGGUUGUGACAGAGAAGCUUGGAAAUACGAUGAAACAAAGAAACAAUGCUAGGCCAUCAACAUCAAGAAGUCCAUGGUUUCGAAUUACAGAAAGGAUCCACCCAUUGGAGAUUAUCGUUGGGAUGUAUAUGUUGCACUGUGCAAUCUAUGAUCUACUCUUCGGACGCGAUCAUUUCUAUUUGUAUCUGUUGUUGCAGGCAGGGGCUUUCUUUACAAUGGGAUUUGGGAUAGUGGGAACAAUUGUACCCAACUAAAGCUUAAAGGCAAUGAUCAAUUGAACUAUUAGUGUCUCAGUCUGUUGUGUAUUGUGUAUGCAGAACUACUGGUUUAAUGUUAUACCCGUGAGCAUAUAACGGGAAGCAGUGAGUAAUUACCUAUCUAGUAGAACCAAACCA
This is a messenger RNA of Medicago truncatula (barrel medic), 1931 nucleotides long. Its product is annotated as glucomannan 4-beta-mannosyltransferase 1. Gene Ontology annotation, cellular component: Golgi apparatus. Gene Ontology annotation, molecular function: mannan synthase activity. The coding region runs from base 201 to 1790 and encodes 529 amino acids. The transcript is spliced from 9 exons. Lineage: Eukaryota; Viridiplantae; Streptophyta; Magnoliopsida; Fabales; Fabaceae. The record is from RefSeq and is a predicted model, not a curated record.